UUAAUACAUCAUUUACUGAGAACUGUACAAGCAGCAAAUAAUUGCCCAAACUGUUAUUUUUAAAUUUUAAUUAUUCUGAAGCAAAGAAUGAAACAAGAGCUGGCGGAAGAAGAAGAAGAUAGAUUAGCAUCACUGAUCAAAAAAUGUCCCAGCAUGAGGGUUCUCGAUCAAAUCCACGCGCACAUUCUCACUCGCCCACACCUCCCUCUCUCCACUCUUUCGUUCACCCUCUCCAAAAUCCUCUGCUUCGCGGCCUACCGUAACAUCCGCUACGCGAAAACUCUGCUCUCUCAAAUCCCGCAUCCGACCAUAUUUUCGUACAACACGGUGAUGAGAGGGUUUCUACUGCAGAGCCCAUCUCCAGAACCCAUUUUCAUGUUCAGGAAGUUGGUUAGGAAAAAGUUUCCGACAUCAAACACCUUCACGCUGGCGUUUGUGCUGAAGUGCUGUUCGAUUCUGCCGGCUUUUGAGGAAGGGAAGCAGGUUCACAAACACGUGAUUGCAUCUGGGUUGGGUGAGAAUUUGUUUGUUCAGACGUCGUUGCUCAACUUCUACACGAAAUGCGAGGAAGUUGAGUUGGGCAGGAAGGUGUUCGAUGAAAUGACUGAGAAGAAUGUGGUGGCGUGGAGUGCCAUGAUUGGUGGGUAUGCAAGGGUUGGGAUGGUGAAUGAGGCUUUGGAGUUGUUUAGGGAGAUGCAAAAAGGUGGAGUGGAGCCUGAUGAGGUGACUAUGGUGAGUGUGAUUUCUGCUUGUGCUAUGAGUGGGGCAUUGGAUUUGGGGAAGUGGCUUCACAUGUUUAUUGAUAAGAAAGGGAUAAAAAAUGAUCUUGAAGUUAGCACGGCUCUCGUUAAUAUGUAUGCCAAGUGUGGGUGCAUUGAGAAGGCAUACGAAGUUUUUCAGUCAAUGCCGAUUAAGGAUGCCAAGGCUUGGAGCUCCAUGGUUGUAGGAUUUGCUAUACAUGGACUUGCAAAAGAGGCAUUGCAUACUUUUGCAAAAAUGGAAAAAGCUAAGGUCGAACCUAACCAUGUGACACUUCUUGGCGUAUUAUUAGCUUGCGCGCAUGGUGGCCUAGUUGCUGAAGGGAAAAAGUAUUGGUCAAGCAUGAUUGAAUGUGGGAUGGAGCCGUCGAUGGAGCAUUAUGGCUGCUUAGUUGAUCUAUUUUGCCGUGCAAAUCAAAUUGACGAGGCUUAUGAAUUCGUUAAGACAAUGCCGAUUUCUCCAAAUCCGGUAAUAUGGCGUACUUUGCUUGUGGGUUGCAAGAAAAACAACUUGUUAGAGAAAGGUGAAAUUGUGGCAGAGCAGCUUCUUGAAUUAGAGCCACUCAAUGCAGAGAAUUACGUACUAAUCUCGAGCUUGUAUGCAUCGAGAUCGGAUUGGGUGAAAAUGAGUGCUGUGAGAAGGCAAAUGAACGAGAGAGGAAUCAAGGUUAUACCAGGCUGCAGCUCCAUUGAAAUCAAUGGUCAUGUGCAUGAGUUUGUUAUGGGUAAUUGGUCUCAUUCUGAAGCUGAGGGCAUAAAAGGAAUUAUAAGCGAAGUUUCGGAGAGAGUUGAAGGCGUUGGGCAUGAAAGUUUGAUCGGAUCUGUGUUGCAUAAUGUGGGAGACGGAGAGAAACAAGAUGCUCUUUGGGAGCACAGUGAAAGAUUGGCUAUUGCAUAUGGUUUGUUGAAGACAAAGUCGCCAGUUGUAAUUAGAGUAGUGAAAAACCUUAGGGUUUGUUUGGACUGUCACGAGGUGACCAAGACUAUAAGUAAAUUGUACGAUCGAGAAAUCAUUGUUAGGGACCGGAUUCGGUUCCACAAGUUUGUGAAUGGUGUCUGCUCUUGCCAAGACUUUUGGUGAAGUUUUAGUGAUGGAAGCAACGUUGGUAUAGUUAUAAACACUAUUAGAUUGUUGAUGGUGAAUACUGUACUUACCUCGAAUAUCAAGUUCCAGU
Messenger RNA from Erythranthe guttata (spotted monkey flower), 1933 nucleotides. RefSeq names its product pentatricopeptide repeat-containing protein At2g02980, chloroplastic. The record is from RefSeq and is a predicted model, not a curated record. Lineage: Eukaryota; Viridiplantae; Streptophyta; Magnoliopsida; Lamiales; Phrymaceae. Gene Ontology annotation, molecular function: zinc ion binding; RNA binding; protein binding. Gene Ontology annotation, biological process: RNA modification.